AUGUUUUCAUCAAAUACCGUUAAUAGCAGUGCACCACCUAAUCCAUCUAAAUCAAUUCAAGAUGAGAGGCUGCAAAAUCAAUUCGAACCUACAUUAAUGCAUGAAUUCUUGGAAGGGUCUCGCGAGAACUCCCAGCAAAUCUUGAGACUCUAUCACCAAAUGGAAAGAGAUCCAAUUUUGUGCUCUAGUUACAAGGAUUAUGAAUUGAAUAGAUUAGAGGAGAGAACCAAAUCGGCGUUGAGAAUCAAUCUGUUGAGUCGUUAUAUUGAAGAGGAUUCACCAUCAGACUUUCAUAGGAGAUUGAAUUUGCUUGCUGUAUAUGAUCCAUCCACGGGUAUCAGAUUGAGCAUCAAUUUGGGAUUAUUUGUCAACUGUAUCAAAGGAAAUGGUACGGCGGAGCAGUAUAAGUAUUGGUGUGUUGAUAAGGAGACCACGAAAAUAAAAAAUGCAUAUGGUUGUUUUGGGAUGACAGAAUUGGGACAUGGAUCCAAUGUCGCCGGGUGUGAAACCACUGCCACCUUUGACGAAGAAAACGACCAAUUCAUCAUAGACACUCCCCAUAUCGGCGCAACCAAGUGGUGGAUUGGGGGAGCUUUACAUGUAGCCACCCAUUGUGUCGUGUAUGCUAGAUUGAUUGUCAAAGGGAAGGAUUAUGGGGUAACAACGUUUGUGGUUCCAUUGAGGGACUCCAACCAUGAUGUGAUGCCGGGAAUUACUAUUGGUGAUAUUGGAGGGAAAAUGGGACGUGAAGGUGUUGAUAAUGCUUGGAUUCAGUUCUCUAAUGUAAGGAUCCCAAGAUUCUUUAUGUUGCAAAGGUUCUGUAAAGUUUCCAGCAGUGGUAAAGUUGAGUUACCUCCGUUACAGCAAUUGGUAUAUAUUUCAUUAUUAGGCGGUAGGGUUAUGAUGGCUGUGGAUUCCUACAGAAUCAGUGCCCGUUUUAUCACCAUUGCCGUUAGAUAUGCUGUUGGUAGAAGACAGUUCAAGAAAAACGGUGGUGACGGUAAUGGCGAUGGCUUGGAAUGCAAGUUGUUGGAUUAUCCAUUGCAUCAGCGCCGUUUAAUGCCGUAUUUGGCCUUGACUUAUGCCAUGGCGGUUGGGACUAAAAAAUUGGAGAAUGAUCAUGCUGCAUGUCUCAAAGAAUUUGAUUAUGCAGUAAAUUCUAAUGAUAAAGUGGCUUUGAAGAAAGCUUUAGAAACGACCAAGUCAUUAUUUGUUGACUCAGCAUCUUUGAAGUCUACAUGUACCUGGUUAGCUGGAGAGUGUAUUACUGAGUGUAGACAAGCCUGUGGUGGUCAUGGGUAUUCAGCAUAUUCUGGAUUUGGUAAGACGUACGGGGACUGGACAAUUCAAUGUACGUAUGAAGGUGACAAUAGUGUUUUAGGUAUGUCUGCGGGUAAAGCUAUCAUAGCUAACACAGCACAAGUAAUCAAGAAAAACAAAAAGAUUACUGGCUCAAUUUCAUUCUUAUCGAAUGCAAAGAAUUAUAUCAAUGAUGAAUUGGUUUUAAAGUCCGAAGAUGAUCUCCAGGACUUAUCCUUGGUCUUUAAAGCUCUUGAGGUGUUAAUAUGUAGACUUGCGAACCAAUCUAUUGACGUUUUAGAGUCGUCUGGAGACAAUAACUGGGAUCUCGUUAGCUACCAGAGAGUUGUACUCUCCAAAUUGAGAUGCCACCAUUAUUUAUUGCAGAAUUUUAUGUCCAGAAUUGAUAGUGCUGAUGAAUCUACGAAACCAAUGUUGAAAGAUGUUGCAAAAACAUAUGCCUAUACUAGUAUAUUGGAGAACUUCUCUGCUGAAUUGUUGUCUUUGAAUGUAACAUCACCUAAAUUCAUAAACCGGUUGAAGUCUAGUGUGAUCCCAACGUACCUUAAGAAAUUAAGAAAUCAAGCAAUCACAUUAACAGAUUCAUUCCAACAGCCAGAUAUGGUUCUUAAUUCUGCUAUCGGUAACUACAACGGGGAUAUCUAUGAAGACUAUUUCAAGGUCGUCAAGCAGGCAAACCCACCAACCCAAACUAAAGCUCCCUAUUCUGCAGCCAUAGAAUCCAUGCUAAACAGACCCAGUAAGGAGGAAAGAGAAAGGUUCGAAAAGUCCGCCGAAACCGCAAAAAUCUUGUCCAAGUGA
Debaryomyces hansenii CBS767 is the source of this 2121-nucleotide messenger RNA. Its product is annotated as DEHA2D17204p. Gene Ontology annotation, molecular function: acyl-CoA oxidase activity; fatty acid binding; FAD binding. The coding region runs from base 1 to 2121 and encodes 706 amino acids. NCBI's taxonomy places the organism in Eukaryota, Fungi, Ascomycota, Pichiomycetes, Serinales, Debaryomycetaceae. Gene Ontology annotation, biological process: lipid homeostasis; fatty acid beta-oxidation using acyl-CoA oxidase. Gene Ontology annotation, cellular component: peroxisome. The transcript has a single exon. The record is from RefSeq and is a predicted model, not a curated record.